CCGCCGCCCCUACCAAUCCGACGGCAGAGCCUCGACGGGUCUUGGCCAGCUCCGACGAUUUCCUUUCCUGGCCGCGCUACAUCCUUGGCCCGCCCGCCCGCCUCAUACCGCCCGUUUCCAUCUCCCCAAAAUCCGGUUGCCCUCCCGCAACCAAGGAGCUCCUCCACAUCCCCACGCCUCUCGCCCGCCCCCCUCCUCCGAUCCCUCCACCACCACGCCGCCAGCCGCAGCGCCGGGUCUCCCCUUCCUCGCGGGCCCGAAUCCAGGGAUCCCCGCCGCCGGAUCACGCCGGGAGGCGCCCCGAUGCUGCCGUGCGCGCGGUCGGCGCUGCGGAGGCGGGGCCUGGCCCUCCUGCGCGGGCGCGCGGAGGGCGGCAGGCGGGAGGCGCUCGCCAAUGCCAGGUGCGCGGCCACGGUGGCCGGCCGCGGGGCCGGGGUCGGCCGCUGGCCCGAUCCGCCGGCGCACACCCAGGCGCGCGGUAGGUGGCCCGCGGCCUCGCAGACGCGGUCCUUCCUCGGGUGCGGCGACGGGGCGGAGGGCAGCGUCCUCUCCAAGGUCUACGAGGAGCGGCGCGUCAUGGGGUACUCCCCGGAGCAGAUGUACGCCGUCGUCGCGGCCGUGGACCUCUACGAGGAUUUCGUGCCCUGGUGCCAGCGCUCCAGGGUUAUUAGGCGCUACGACAAUGGCUCCUUCGACGCCGAGCUCGAAAUCGGGUUCAAGUUCCUCGUUGAGAGCUACGUCUCUCACGUGGAGAUGGAGAAGCCCAAGUACAUCAAGACGACAGCGUCUCAAAGUGGGCUUUUUGAUCACUUGAUAAACGUUUGGGAAUUCAAGCCUGGUCCUACUCCUGGAACCUGUGACCUAUACUUCUUAGUGGAUUUUAAGUUCCAGUCACCCCUAUAUCGUCAGGUUGCUUCCAUGUUCUUCAAGGAAGUUGUUUCCAAGCUUGUGGGAUCAUUUAGUGAUCGAUGUUUUAGAAUUUAUGGACCUGCCGUUCCUGUGCUGGAAAAAUCUUAUGGGCAGGAAAGGUAGAGACAUAAAUGAUCUAAUUUUGAAGAAUAUGAGCUUCAUGAGAACUUGUGUCCGUAUUACAACAGAGGAUUUCUUGCAGAGGAUACAUAUAAUCCACCAUUUGUGAUGUCACUGUACUAUUAGGCAAGUGGGUCAGGAGAGAAAUCGGCCAGAAUUUUCACCCUUUGGCUAUUUCUAAGAUUUUUUCAUGUACUACUAGUUUACUACCCAUCUGUAACAGCAAAAUGGCCAGCCACACACACACAUACACGAUUGUUUACCAGGUCAAUCGGAUCUUCAAACAUGUAUUUCGUCUGAACUGUUGGCCAUAGGCAUAUAAAAGCUCCUGAUAUUAUGUGAA
This is a messenger RNA of Lolium perenne, 1372 nucleotides long. RefSeq lists its product as uncharacterized. Gene Ontology annotation, biological process: cellular respiration. Gene Ontology annotation, molecular function: ubiquinone binding. The record is from RefSeq and is a predicted model, not a curated record. Lineage: Eukaryota; Viridiplantae; Streptophyta; Magnoliopsida; Poales; Poaceae. Gene Ontology annotation, cellular component: mitochondrion.